Protopolystoma xenopodis is the source of this 498-nucleotide messenger RNA. Lineage: Eukaryota; Metazoa; Platyhelminthes; Monogenea; Polystomatidea; Polystomatidae. The record is from the annotation of a GenBank genome assembly.
AUGAUAACUGGCGUGGAAGCUUUCCGUCUGCCUUCAAUCGACGGUUCGUUCGCCUCCGCCGGGAAUGUCCUUGCUUCGUCGUCUUCCACUUCGACGUCGUCAGAUUCAGCUUCAGCUGCGGCGGCGGUGGCCAAUUCACAGCCUCUGCCUCUCUCCACGGCCGUCUGCCUCUCGUGGAUACCGCCUGCCAGUCUGGCCGAGACCGGCUUUGUCGCAGAGUCGGCGGCCGCCUCACAAACCUCGUCGUCGUCUGCGUCGGCAGGCGGCAGAUACCGCCUGCGUCCCUCUUCACCUCCGCUGCUCGCCUACACCAUCUUCUUCACGACGAAUCGUCGAGCGCCUCUUUCGCGUUGGCCACGUCGCUCCGUUGACUCCAGAAUCAUGCGUCUUGUCAUCCGCAAUCUACACGUCGAUCGUGCCUACUUUCUGCGCAUGGCUGCACACAAUCGCUACGGCCGAUCGCCCCUCAGCGACGUCAAGGUCUUCCGUACUCCCGGA